This is a messenger RNA of Pararge aegeria (speckled wood butterfly), 4942 nucleotides long. RefSeq names its product E3 ubiquitin-protein ligase Nedd-4 (gene Nedd4). The coding region runs from base 428 to 3595 and encodes 1055 amino acids. Gene Ontology annotation, molecular function: ubiquitin-protein transferase activity; protein binding; sodium channel inhibitor activity. The record is from RefSeq and is a predicted model, not a curated record. The transcript has 21 exons. NCBI's taxonomy places the organism in Eukaryota, Metazoa, Arthropoda, Insecta, Lepidoptera, Nymphalidae. Gene Ontology annotation, biological process: regulation of dendrite morphogenesis.
ACUUACAUUUGCUUAUUGCAAUGAUAUUCGUAUCGUUUUCUUACGUAUUUUCGUAAGUAACGAAAAAUGCGUGUCAUCCAUUAACCACGGCUCCUUACGAAAUGUGUCUCAAUGACUGAUACCGUUAUCAGGUAAAUUAGCGCGAAACAAUAGCGUCCAAACUUUCAUGCGCUGCCCCGAAACUAUAUUAUCACAGCCAUGCUAAUUGUGCGCGUUCGCUGCUUUUAUCACUCAUUUUCUUGGCCCGAUAAGAUUAGAACAGUCAUAUGGCGCGUACGAACGCCAUCUUUAAUCUUGUAAUAAGAUUUUCGUAAAUAAUCAAUUAAUAUUCAAGAUUGAUAGUUUUUUGUUUUAUGAGGUUUUAAUGAUAAUGUGGUGAUGAUUUUGUGUGUUUCUACGCAAGAAAUGAGUGAUAUUGUUUAUAGCCAUGCAUAAUCCAAGGCCGCUUGAGUUUAUUUCUUGGAUCGAGCCACAUCGCAGUCGAUCGUCGUCGUGGUCUUCGUGGCGAAGGACGAGUAAUUCUAUUCGACCGGAACCGAGACUGUCUUUACAAUAUCAGACUGAUGAAAACAGCUUCCUGCUUCGGUUGAAGAUAGUGGGGGCGUAUUCAUUAGCUAAAAAAGACAUUUUUGGUGCUAGUGACCCAUAUGUCCGCGUGGAACUGCAAAAGGUGGACGGUGAUGUCACGAUUGAAACUUUUCUUACGAAAACCAAGAAGAAGACACUGAAUCCAAUAUGGAAUCAGGAAUUCGUAUUCAGGGUGAAGCCGCAGGAGCAGAAGCUGCUGAUCCAGGUGUUCGACGAGAACCGGCUCACGCGCGACGACUUCCUCGGCAUGGUGGAGAUCCCGCUGGCCGGCGCGGCGCCCGAGAGCGCGGCGCUCGGCCGCGCGCCGCCCUGCAAGUACCCGCUGCGCCCGCGCAGGUCUGUCGCGCGCUCGCGGGUGCGGGGGCACAUCGAGGUGUACCACGCGCUGGUGGGGCGCGCGGGCGAGGCCGCCGGCGCCGCGCCCGAGCCGCCGCCCGACGGCUGGGAGCUCGUGGAGCCGGCGCCGCAAGUGGGCGACGUGCAGCCGGUGUCGUCGCUACCGUCGCUGACUGGGGACGACUGGCAGCUGGUCGAGGCCACGGACUUUGACGUUGCGAUUGGCGGGGACGUCCUGCCGCCAGGUUGGGAAGAGCGACAGGACGCUAACGGGCGCACGUACUACGUCAACCACAUAGCUCGCUCCACGCAAUGGGAAAGGCCCACGCUCACGCGUAACAUAAGCAUAGAAUCGCAAGCUGAGCGCAUGGAGACAGCGGUGACGGAGUUCCAGCGGAGAUUCCACAUAUCCGCGGACGACGAGCUCGCGCCCACGCGUGGGCUCAGUCCGGCCCCGGGGACGCCCACGCCGCCAACGAGCCUACCGGCGACGUUGACCGCGUCUCCGCCCACCAGCCUGCCUUCUAUGCCCGCCGCGCCUUCCCAGGAGGAUGUGAGUGAUAGGCGAGCGGAAUCGACUGAAAACACUCCUUACUCAACGCCAAUCCUUUCCCCGGAGCUGAAGGAGCAAGUGCCUGUUGAAACUACAACAAACAUAAGCAAUGACUGUGAUACUAACCUAGGAGAUAAUCAUAAUGAGGAAGACGAUGUCGUAUGUGCACAUGAAAAUGUUCACCGCACGACAGAGGCAGACAAUAAUCAGACAGAGGCAACUGUCGAUAAUGCUCAAGAUUCAACUAAUGAGAAUCAAAAUUCUAGUCAAGAAACGGAUGAAUCCGAAGUUAACGAAGUUGAAAUACAACCUUCCAAUGGAAUUAAUGAAAUUGCAAAUGAUACAGAAUCUAAUGAAGUCGUAGAUCAAGAUUUAGAUGAUAGAGACGAUGACGCGAGGACUGAGAUUGAGGAAAUAACCUUUGGAAGGGAAAGGACCUUGACGGAGGAGACUGGUGACGAUUCGACGGAGUCCUUGACGUUUGAUGAAAACCAUUUCAGCACGCCUACUGGAGGGGUAACCCCGGAGAGGAGACAAUCGACCUCAAGGCGAAGGCGGACUACAACAAGCUCUAUGGAUGACUCGGAGGACGACACGGACGGGUCCACGGAGAGCACCAGGAGCAGUUCAUCGAGCACUAGCCACAGUCAAAACCUUCCCAACAGUGACGGGUUGCCACCCGGUUGGAGCAUGCAGCGCGCCCCCAACGGCAGGGUGUUCUUCAUUGACCACAACCAGAAGACAACCACUUGGAUAGACCCCAGAACUGGUUGUGCGUCGAGUCUGCCCAGCGCGGCGGCCGCCAACGCUGGUACGGAGGCCGACGGGCUGGGCCCGCUGCCGGAGGGCUGGGAGGAGCGCGUGCACACUGAUGGAAGGAUCUUCUUCAUUGAUCACAACACGCGCACGACGCAGUGGGAGGACCCGCGGCUGUCGAACCCGCAGAUCGCGGGCCCGGCCGUGCCCUACUCCCGCGACUACAAGCGCAAGUACGAAUACCUCAAGAGCCAACUGCGCAAACCCAGCAACGUACCGAACAAAUUCGAGAUCAAAGUGAGAAGAAACUCCAUCUUAGAGGACUCCUACCGCAUUAUUAGUUCCGUUAACAGAUUGGACCUACUCAAGACCAAGCUAUGGGUCGAGUUCGAGUCGGAAGUUGGAUUAGACUACGGAGGCCUCGCCCGCGAGUGGUUCUUCCUGCUGUCCAAGGAGAUGUUCAACCCGUACUACGGUCUGUUCGAGUACUCGGCGAUGGACAACUACACUCUGCAGAUCAACCCCAAUAGCGGCGUGUGCAACGAGGAGCACCUCAACUACUUCAAGUUCAUCGGCCGCGUCGCCGGCAUGGCCGUGUACCAUGGGAAAUUGCUCGACGCAUUCUUCAUCCGUCCUUUCUACAAAAUGAUGUUGGGCAAAUCCAUUGAGCUACAGGACAUGGAGUCGGUGGACUUGGAGUAUUACAACUCCUUGAUGUGGAUCAAGGAAAACGACCCGUCGGAGCUGUACCUCACGUUCGCGGUAGACGAGGAGCAGUUCGGCAAGACCAUCCAGCGCGAGCUCAAGCCGGGCGGCGCCAACAUCUCCAUAGACAACGAGAACAAGGACGAGUACAUUAAGCUGGUGAUCCAGUGGCGCUUCGUGAGCCGCGUGCAGGAGCAGAUGUACGCCUUCCUGGAGGGGCUGGGCGCGCUGGUGCCGCUGCCGCUGCUGAAGAUCUUCGACGAGAACGAGCUCGAGCUGCUGCUGUGCGGCAUCCAGCACAUCGACGUGCGCGACUGGCGCGCCAACUCGCUCUACAAGGGCGACUACCACGCCAACCACCUCGUCGUGCAGUGGUUCUGGAGGGUGGUUCUGUCGUUCUCCAACGAGAUGCGCUCGAGACUGCUGCAGUUCGUGACGGGCACCUCCCGCGUGCCCAUGAACGGGUUCAAGGAGCUGUACGGCUCCAACGGGCCGCAGCUCUUCACUAUCGAGAAGUGGGGCUCGCCCGAGAACUACCCGCGGGCGCACACGUGCUUCAACCGCAUCGACCUCCCGCCCUACGAGAGCUACCAGCAGCUACGGGAGAAGUUGGUGAAGGCCAUCGAGGGCUCGCAAGGGUUCGCCGGGGUCGACUGAGCCUCGCCGCGGGCCCACGUGCAAAAUUUCCUCAGGGCCUUACACUCGUUAUUAUGACGGCGCAUCAUUUGAUGAUGGCGGCUAUAGUAACAUAUAGUUUUCUUUUUCAAUCUGUAUUUAAAUAGCACAGCGAGCGAAAAAAACAUAGAAGCAUAACUUCUGCUCAAAAAAGGCCCCAAACAAAAGCAAAGCCUCGGUGGGAGUGGCUUAUAAAGUGUGCCCCGCAUGCCUUUAGUUAGUCACAAUGGUGACAGAUUGGCGGCCAAUCACGUCGAGUCUUGUACUGCAUGACAUUCAGUAGAACCAAUCAUCUCGUGCGCACAUGGAUUGAUUGGUACUCAUUUAAUUUUGGCAACUUUAAUGUAUUUUUCGUUCGCUGUAAUAGCAGUUGUAGUUACGCCUUAGGGCAACACCCACCGGGAACGGCAUUGCAGUACCCUUAGUAAAACAUUUGCUUGCUCACAAUCGAGAAGUCGUUUUAUAUUUAUUGUUUAUAGCUCAAAUUUGGGUGCAAUUCUUUGGGACUUUUUGCAGAACACUUGUAAUAAAAAUCAAAUUCACAUGUAAAAUUGUCUACAGUAUGUAUUAUCAACAAGUUGGUACUCCUUUGAUAAAUAUAUAAACAAAUAAUUGACCAUAGGUACGUUGGCUGCCGCACCUAUAUUAUGUACUUACCGCUAUAGCCCGACUCAAAAUUUAUGUCAUCGGCAUAAAUUAUCGGCUUAUUAUUUACGUAUAAAUUUACUAACGGUAAAAAUAAAAUGCUCUGCUCUGCACUCAUUCACCGGUCAUUAUUGUCGGUAUAUAUCCCAACGACCAACGGCAAGAAAUACAGAUCCCCGCAGUGGCGUGCAUUUCAUACACGCACAAAAGCACUGCAUACCCAAAUUGUCUUAUAUAGCUCAAAUUGGAGGGGAAUAUUUCUAUUUUAUUCUAUAUAUCUGCUUUAUGCAUAACCUGGCUGAAGACCCUGUGCACGCCACUGGAUCCCCGACUAAGCGGGGCGAGAUCGAGGGAAUAAAACGAACCGCUGGACGCAAACGUCACAAGAAAUAUGUAAACUAUAAAACCUAUGCAGCGGUGGAUGUGCAUCGUUUGCUAUGAUGAUGAUAACCCUAUAACUCACAUGGUAACCACUUGUUGAAGGUCAGCCCAGCCCGGCUGUGGGUUUAUUCACUGUGCAGAUUAAUGACUAUUUUUGAGGUCAGUAUCAGCAUCAUUUCAAACAAUUGACGUCCCCUGCUGGACAUAGGUCUUAUGUAGGGAGUUGCACAACUCACGGUCCUGGGCCGCUUGCCUCCAGCGGCUCCCAGCGACUCACCCGUCCACCUCUUUGGGGGCCGACCU